Molecule: messenger RNA, 730 nt
Organism: Nymphaea colorata (pocket water lily)
Lineage: Eukaryota; Viridiplantae; Streptophyta; Magnoliopsida; Nymphaeales; Nymphaeaceae
Product: transmembrane ascorbate ferrireductase 2-like
Exons: 4
Coding region: 35-715 (226 amino acids)
Molecular function (GO): oxidoreductase activity
Source: RefSeq, a predicted model, not a curated record
CUCACCAUUUUCGGUCCUCUUCAGAUUCAAAACAAUGCCUGUAAAAGAUGGGCCUGGUCUCGGCAUCGAAGUCGAACAUGUGGCAAAUGCGGCACACGUGUUUGGUGUUAUAGCAGCAAUCCUAAUGCUUGUUUGGUGUCUCCACUAUCGUGGGGGCCUUAACCUGAAUUCAUCAGAUGCCGACCACAUUUUCAAUGUACACCCGGUUCUAAUGUUCGUUGGUUUCAUUCUGUUUUCUGGAGAAGCAAUAAUGGCCUACAAAACAGUGAGGGAAGAGAGGCGCAAAAGGAAGCUUGUCCAUUUAGCCCUGCAUCUGAUUGCUGGCCUGAUGGGCUUAAUUGGUGUUAUUGCGGCAUUCAAGUAUCACGGAGAGUCUGAGCUCCCUAACAUGUACAGUUUGCAUUCAUGGCUAGGCAUGGCCACCAUUUGCCUCUUUGGUCUGCAGUGGUUGAUCGGCUUUAUAACCUUCUGGUAUCCUGGUGCUGCGAUUUUGACAAGGACUAGAUUUCGUCCUUGGCAUAUUUUUUCGGGCUUAACAAUCUUCAUCAUGGCAAUCUGCACUGCAGAGACUGGACUGGUGUCAAAAGCACAGUUUCUGAGCCUUACACUUGGGGAUGAAGCUCUCAUGAUAAAGAUGAUAGGACUCACCGUUCUCUUGUUCGGAAUUUCUGUGGGCCUUUGUGUGUCUUCGAAUGAUAACGAUGGACCACUGUAGUCCUUUCGUGUGCCA